UUUCUACCCAGAACCUAGGCUGUCACGAGGGAUUGCCAACUCCACUGUGGCUCACUAAAGAAAGCUUCUGCUAGUUAGCUUCCUUUAAAUUGUCAACCAACGCAACUCCAUUCACCGAGAUCAUUGCAAGCCCCCAUCCAUUUCCCACUCAUUACAAGAUCAUCGGAAAUACGAGGCCACCAACACACUCCAUUCACCUAGAUCGUUGCAAGCCUCCUUAAUUUCGCCAGAUCAUUAGGACAUUAAAAACCCGCGACUAUUCCAUCACAAUAAAGUGCCCGCCAUGGCUCGCCUAUUUCUUUCCGCGACACGUUCACAUCUGAUGCGACCUCCCAUUAUCCACACGUCGAUCCAGAGCUAUUCAAGCAAUUCCUCGCGAAAUCAGAACGCCAGCCCAGAAAUAUCAGGUAUCCAUGCCGAUAUAGUCGACUCAAAAAUCCCCGGCGUCGAAACCAAGCACCACGGCCUCGAGACCAAGCUUUCUGGCAUUGAAUCCAGGCUUGUUGGUAUUGAAUACAAGCUUGCCGGCGUCAGAACCGACCUUGCCAGCAUCGGGACCGACCUUGCCGCCGUCAGAAACGAGCUUGCUGGCAUCAGAACCAAGGUUUUCGGCCUCAAACCCAAGCUCGAGGAUCACAAGAAGGCUACCCAGCCUAGGAACGAAGGGUCUUUCUGGGACUGGCCCUGCAUCUGAAAGGCCUCAGCACCCUACGGGUCGCCCUCAAGGUCUUUCUCCGAGGGAGGUGAUAGCUAUUGGAACCCCUAUUUAUUUUAGAACCUUAGAGGUCUAUCUCCUAGCUAUAAUAUUUAUUCUUUAAUAGCACCUAGACACCGAAUAAACACUUAGGGAUGAGACUACAUGGUGAUAAUAUUAGAAGAAGCGUAUGGGUGAAUCUAGUAAGGGGAAUAGGGGGUAAAAAUGGUGAAAAUGGUGAAAAUGGGCUAACUCGAUUGAUGAUAGCUACUAGGUGUUGUAUGGAC
Molecule: messenger RNA, 981 nt
Organism: Lasiosphaeria miniovina
Lineage: Eukaryota; Fungi; Ascomycota; Sordariomycetes; Sordariales; Lasiosphaeriaceae
Exons: 1
Coding region: 284-694 (136 amino acids)
Source: RefSeq, a predicted model, not a curated record